Messenger RNA from Ceutorhynchus assimilis (cabbage seed weevil), 961 nucleotides. NCBI's taxonomy places the organism in Eukaryota, Metazoa, Arthropoda, Insecta, Coleoptera, Curculionidae. The record is from the annotation of a GenBank genome assembly.
CCUUGAGCCGUUGCAAUUCGCUUCGACCUUUAUUUGUUUUGAAAGUUUUUUUAUACGUGUUAAAACUGUUUUAUAAUGGUUAAUUGUUGUGUUGAAGGUUGUAAUCACAACCGUAAAAACUCUUCAGUGACACUCCAUCAAUUUCCUAGAAAGGAAAAAGAACCAGAACGUUACCAAGCCUGGAAGAAUAGAAUCAACCGUAAACAUUUCUUUCCAAAUUCAAAUAAUGUGGUAUGUAGCUUGCAUUUUACGGACGAAGAUUUUGAAAACAAAUUGAUGAAAACACUGCUACCAGAUAAAAAUCUUAAAAGAAUGCUGAAAAAGACUGCCGUUCCGAGUCUUUUGUUGGAUAAGAAACAAACAAAAAUAACUGUUCCUACUAGUGUGAGAAAAUCUAGUCGAAAAAAAAUUGAAGUACAAUCUCAGAUUGAGUUAGUUAAACAAGCGUUCCCACUUGAUGCAAUGCCUGAUGAACCUAUGGAUAUGGACAAUCUUGACAUUAAAGAAGAUAUCACUGAAAUGACGAUUGAAGAAGUAGGGAUUCAGUGUGAACUAGGUAAAAAAGAGUUUCACAAGUAUUCAAUUGAGAAUAAUUCUCAGAAGAAAUCGAUACAUUCUGCCUUCAGUGAGAAGGAAAGUAUCAGUGAAACCACGGUAAAAAAAGAAGUUGACGAUGAUGAAGAAAUUACCGAGGACAGUGAAUUUGAGUAUGUGUUGGUGCAAACUAAGCUUCUGAUGCCUCUUUUUUCAUUUUGUUCUAUUUGCAAGUCCCCAGUUAAAGACAUCAAAAAGUUUACAAAAGGCGCUGUAUUGCAUGUAAAGUAUAAAUGUCCCAAUGGACAUUGUCAGACAUGGUCCUCCUCUGAAAAUCCAGACAAAUAAACAGUUUGUGGGACAAUUUUGUUCAACUUUUAUAUUUUGCAAAAACUUCAAUAAACUAUUGAUCUCUAUUAGUGUAUAA